CGAAUUUACGGCUUCUCGGCAUCAGAUAUAUUUUACAUUUCCGUGCUAUUUGUAAUAGAUGUAACAUAUUUAUCACAUAUUUAUCUUACUAAAUUUUAAAACAUAUAUUUAGUUGCAUUAUUAUAAUUCAACACGUACUAUAUAAAAUAUAAAUUAAAUUAUUGAAAAGGCUUUGUCUCUAAGUAGUGUGAAAAUAAUGGAAAUUGUGGAAAAUGAUAAAUUUGUGGAAACAGUAAGAGGACCUGUACUGCUGGAUAACCUCGGUAUUACAUUAACGCACGAGCAUCUUUUUAGCUACUUUACCAAUUGUUUUAAGCGUUCUCCGUAUUCGCAUGAGCUUUCGAGAGAUCAUACAACAAUUACAAUGAAAGGUAGCGGCUAUCUUAAUCUAUAUCCGUAUAGUAAUAUGAAAAAUUUGAAACUUAUUUAUGAGAAUGAAGAAAUUAUUCCAAAUGAAAUAUUAGAGUUUACAUUACCUGAUGGGCAAACAAUUGUGGAAAAUAGUAAUUAUGGUUUGAGAUGUUUUAACAUAUGGGACCAAUACGUAAAUGUGUCCAUAGAAGAGGAAAUUAACAUAAUUCUUGGAACAGGAUAUUAUGUUGCUCAGACGCAACUUGCAUCAACCUUAAAUAUGUCAAAAGAAAGUAUGUAUAAUGUUAUGUGUAUGGAAUUAGAAAAAGGUAUUGUAAAUCGUGAACUCUAUCAAAGUUCCAAAAUAAAAGCAGGAUUUAUUGGCGAAGUGGGCAGUUCUUGGCCAAUUCAUGCUUUUGAAAAACGUUCUAUUUCUACAACUGGCGAAGUGCAAGAAAAAUUGCAUUGUCCUGUUAGCUUUAGUCCUGGAUCGAAUGCAUCUGCACCUAUGGAGAUAAUGCGAAUCUAUCAAGAGGCCGGAGGGAACGCUCGCAAAGCCAUUAUGUGUCACGUUGAUC
This is a messenger RNA of Linepithema humile (Argentine ant), 929 nucleotides long. The record is from RefSeq and is a predicted model, not a curated record. Lineage: Eukaryota; Metazoa; Arthropoda; Insecta; Hymenoptera; Formicidae.